This is a messenger RNA of Symbiodinium sp. CCMP2456, 654 nucleotides long. NCBI's taxonomy places the organism in Eukaryota, Dinophyceae, Suessiales, Symbiodiniaceae. The record is from the annotation of a GenBank genome assembly.
AUGGCGGGCAAGUUUCGCAACAAGGCUUUCUUCAAGGACAUGUCGCCUGAGCCUUGGGUUGACUUCGCCAACUACCUUUUGGGUGAGAAGGUCUACUUGAUGAAGAUUCCGGUCCCCUCCACGGGGGGCAAAGGGACGGAGCAGACUCCGGUGAGGCCCCCUUGGCAGGUUCUCUUGACCUACGAGCACGAGAUCCGCAAGGAAGCCAUCAAGCGUGCCUACCAGGGCUCUCAGCCGCUGGCUGAGACGCUCAUCGCGGUGAUGCGGGAUCCUCAGAUCAAGGAGCAGUACUUCACUUCGCCCAUUGCAUUGCAGAACUUUGCCAACAAGCGGGAAUGGGCUGCUGAUGCCCCGUGGGAAUCUUACAAGUGGAGCCGUGGCCGAGGUUUCCCGUACAAAGGCGGGAAGGACGGCAAGGAUGGCAAGGACGGCAAAGGCGGCAAGAAAGGCGGCAAGGACAAGGGAGGCAAGAACCCGGGGAAGCGCGAUGGCAAAUCCGAGUACUCCUUGAUGAGCCAUACUGCUGACGGAAGAGAGAUCUGUUUCGCCUACAAUGCCCAAGGUUGUAAUCAGCCCCAUCCUUUGUGGGAACAUUUCGCGAAGCUCAGCAUCUCCGACAAGGACGAGAAGCGCGAGACGGGGGCUCGCAACUGA